AUGGCACGCAUGGGGUUCUUGGACAAAGCCGAGGAACUGGACGUCAUGGUCGAGGCAGAACGGGCGCGAUUAAAAAAGGAACGAGACCAACAAGACCAAGCCGUUUUGGAUCAGAAGAUGAACGGCUUGAGGAUGUCGCACACGAGAAGAAGCGCGGCGAUGACCUCGGCGCAUGAAGCACGGAUCGCCAGCCUCUUGGAAAAGUGUGCUACUGAGAUCGAGGACCUCAAAGUCAAACAGAAGAAGGAGUACGACGUCUUGGUGGGUGAAACAGCCACGCGAGCUACCGGAGGGGUUUCGAGCUGCGUCUGCACGGAUCCGUUCAAGUGUCGGCACAACAAGAGCGCGUCGUACAACACGCGGAAGCCAACGAAGGACGUCAUAAGGCUCAGACAAAACGGGCAGCGAUUGCGUGCUUCUGGGCGGCUGGCAGAAGCGGACGAAGUAGACAACAUGGCGGUCGCCAUCGAAAAAUUGGCAGAAGACCAAUGGCGGAAACGUGUGGAGGAGUCCAUCCUAUCAAGCGCGUGGUGUGGAGGCAAGUCUCGACUGGAGCAAAUGGUGGAGCGGCAGCAGGCGACACUUCGGGCUCUCAUGAGCACUCACACAGAGAAGCUGGCCCGACUCAAGCAACAAGACCGACUUGAAAGGAGGAAUCUCGUAUCUACCCUGGCUGCGGAGCGAAAAAAAGUUAUCUUGUACUGCAGGCGAGAAGCCACCAAGCGCAGAACUAAGGAUAUAGCAGCCGGGGCAAAGGAGGCGCGGACAAUGAAUGCACACAAGUCCGACGGUAUGCAGAACGUUUCAAAGAACAUGUUCAAGGACAGCGACGACAGCCAGAGCGACAUCGACAGCGAAGAUGACCGCCUUGAGGGAUGGAAGCCCCCGACGGCGUGCGGUGUAGACAACAGCAAGGCGCUCUCGAGCUACGAAGACAUCGCAAGCGGCAACGUGCACAAAAAGCUCGCAGACGGCACGUUUGGCGCAGAAGAGGGGGGCGCCGAUGGAGGGCUGAAGACAUCGGGUUCGCGAGCGAUGGAUGCCUAUCGGAUGAAGCAGACGGGGGCGACGGCAACGUUCGAUCCGACGCGCGGAGGGGCGAAGGUCAACAUGGGCGGUUUUGCUCAGAAGCCGCCACCUGGAGUCCCGCCUGGUCCUGGAGCUGGCGCUAAGCAAAGCAAAGCUAAGAAGAAAGAAAGCGGUUCCGACGAUGACAGUAGUGAGGAAGAGGAGGAAGAGGACGAAGAGGACGAGGAAGAUGAAGAGGAGAGCGAGGAAAGCGAUUCUGGGGGCGCCAGAAAGGGUGGAGGCGUAGGCGCAGGCGCAGGCGGAGGCAGAGGCGCCCCCCCCCCUCGUGGUCCAGUCCCUGCGGCGCUUGGCGGGUCGGCUGCGGCAUCUGCAGGCCCUCGUGGUCCCAUGCCAAAUCCUUUUCCUGCUGGGGGCUUCGGUUCGCCGCCCAACGCAGCCCCUGGUCCCCGACCAAUGACAAGCCCAUUCCCAGCAGCGGGAUUUGCAAGACCGCCUGGCACAACCCCGGGCUUCCCUCUGGUAGAUUCCGCCCGGCCCGUAGCAAACCCUUUCCCUGCUGGGGGCUUCGGUUCGCCGCCCAACGCAGCCCCUGGCCCCCGGCCUAUGACAAGCCCCUUCCCAGCAGCAGGGUUCGCAGGACCGCCCGGCUCAGCUCCAGGCUCCUCUCCCGUACCCGCUCGCCCGGCCAUGGCGAGCCCGUUUCCGACGGGGGGCUUCGGUUCCCCGCCCAACGCAGCCCCUGGUCCUCGACCCAUGACAAGCCCCUUCCCAGCAGCAGGGUUCGCAGGACCGCCCGGCUCAGCUCCAGGCUCCUCUCCCGUACCCGCUCGCCCGGCCAUGGCGAGCCCGUUUCCGACGGGGGGCUUCGGUUCGCCGCCCAACGCAGCCCCUGGUCCCCGACCCAUGACAAGCCCCUUCCCAGCAGCAGGAUUCGAAGGACCGCCCGGCUCAGCUCCAGGCUCCUCUCCCGUACCCGCUCGCCCGGCCAUGGCGAGCCCGUUUCCGACGGGGGGCUUCGGUUCGCCACCCAGCGCAGCCCCUGGUCCCCGGCCUAUGGCCAGUCCAUUUCCUGCUGCAAGGUUUGCCAGACCGCCUGGGUCAGCUCCGGGCUUCCCUCCAAUUGGGAAUCCUACCGGUGUCGGGUUGCCGCCAAACGGCGACCCCCGACCAUUGGAAAACCAUUUGGCCUCGGACCCCAAGGAGGUGGAUGAGGAGGAGGUGGAGGAGGAGGAGGAGGAGAAAGAGGAGGAGGAAGAGGAGGAGGGGGAGGAGGAGGUAGAGGAGGAAGAGGAGGAGGAGGAAGAACCAAACGAAUCAAACAAAGAUGCCGACACAGACGAUGACACUCCUGGAGGGCCGAAGGGCGGCGGUGCAACUGAACCGACUGGCGCGAACUCCUCAGAGAGCGGGGACGAUGCUGACAACGAUGAAGCCCAGGACGAAGACGAGACGAGCGAUGAAGGUGGCGGAAGCGACCAGUCCACAAGUGAGCAGGAUAACGAUGCGGAACCAGGAGAAGGGCAACAACCCACGACGGUGUCUUCGUUGCUGCCAGACACCGGUGCAUCUGCCGACAAGGGAGCCACACCAGUGCCACCCGCGCAGGGAUCCGGGUCACCGAACGCGGCCGACACUUCAUCGGAGAGCGGGGACGACGUCGACGAUGAUGCUGAUGCCCCCGAAGAUAAUGCGGAGGCGCUAACCGACGCGCCUGCCGGCACCGAUGGGGCGGCCUCUGCGGAUGAGUGCAGUCGCUCGGACGGCGAGGACAACGUAGUGGAUGGAGAGAGUGAUGGUGACGGGAGCGAAGGCACCGAACCGCCCGAUGAAGAAACAGAGCCUGUGGAAGGGAAGGCCGCCGAUGAGACAGCCGCUGUCGGCACGGAGGAGGCGGGAAACCGGGCGGGUGAUGAUGACGACGAAGAAGACACACCGCCGCCUCAAGCGCAGGGAUCUGAGCAGCCGAACGCGACUGCAACAUCGUCGGAGGGCGGGGACGACGCUGACAACGAUGAAGCUCAGGAAGAAGACGAAGCGACUGACGAAGGUGGCGGAAGCGACAAAUCCACAAGUGAGCAGGACAACGAUGCCGAAUCGGAAGAAGGGCAACAGCCCACGACAGUGACUUCGCGGCUGCCCGACACUGGUGCAUCCGCAACCAAUACUCCCUCGGAGAGCGGGGACGACGUCGACGACGAUGCAUUGUAUUCCGAAGAAAAUGCGGAGGUGGCUACCCAAGAGCCUGUAGGCACCGAUGGGGCAGCCUCUGCGGAUGAGUGCAGUCGCUCGGACGGCGAGGACAACGUAGUGGAUGGAGAGAGUGAUGGUGACGGGAGCGAAGGCACCGAACCGCCCGAUGAAGAAACAGAGGCCGUGGAAGGGAAGGGCACCGGUGAGACAGCCGCUGUCGGCACGGAGGAGGCGGGAAACCGGGAGAGUGAUAAUGACGACGGAGAAGACACACCGCCGCCUCAAGCGCAGGGAUCUGAGCAGCUGAACGCGACUGCAACAUCGUCGGAGGGCGGGGACGACGCUGACAACGAUGAAGCUCAGGAAGAAGACGAAGCGACCGACGAAGGUGGCAGAAGCGACCAGUCCACAAUUGAGCAGAACAACGAUGCCGAAUCGAAAGAAGACCAACCCGACAUUGGUGCAUCGGCAGCCAACCAUUCCUCGGGCGGCGGGGACGACGUCGACGACGAUGCAUUGUAUUCCGAAGAAAAUGCGGAGGUGGCUACCCAAGAGCCUGUAGGCACCGAUGGGGCAGCCUCUGCGGAUGAUUGCAGUCGCUCGGACGGCGAGGACAACGUAGUGGAUGGAGAGAGUGAUGGUGACGGGAGCGAAGGCACCGAACCGCCCGAUGAAGAAACAGAGGCCGUGGAAGGGAAGGGCACCGGUGAGACAGCCGCUGUCGGCACGGAGGAGGCGGGAAACCCGGAGAGUGAUAAUGACGACGAAGAAGACACACCGCCGCCUCAAGCGCAGGGAUCUGAGCAGCCGAACGCGACUGCAACAUCGUCGGAGGGCGGGGACGACGCUGACAACGAUGAAGCUCAGGAAGAAGACGAAGCGACCGACGAAGGUGGCGGAAGCGACAAAUCCACAAGUGAGCAGAACAACGAUGCCGAAUCGAAAGAAGACCAACCCGACAUUGGUGCAUCCGCAGCCAACCAUUCCUCGGGUGGCGGGGACGACGUCGACGACGAUGCAUUGUAUUCCGAAAAAAAUGCGGAGGUGGUUAUUCAAGAACCUACUGGCACCGAUAGGGCAACCGCUUCGGAUGAGUGCAGUCGCUCGGACGGCGAAGGCAACGUAGUGGAUGGAGAGAAUGAUCGUGAUGGGAGCGAAGGCACCGAAGCAAACGAUGAACACGCAGAGCCUGCGGAAGGGAAGGCCACCGAUGAGACAGCCGCUGUCAACGCGGGGGAGGCGGGACACCGGGAGAGGGAUGAUGAUGAUGCAGAAGACACACCAACGCCUGGAGUGCAGGAGUCUGGGCCGCUAAACACGACUGCAUUCUCGUCGGAGAGUGGGGACGGCGCUGACAACGAUCAAGCCCAGGAAGAAAACGAAGAUACCGAUGAACAUGCCGGGAACGACAAGUCCACGAGCGAGCAGGGCAACAAUGCCGGAUCGGAAGGAAGGCGACCGAAUCCAGUAUCCUCCCGACAACACGACAAUGGUGUACCCGCAGCCAACACUCCCUCGGGCGGCGGGGACGACGUCGACGAAGAUGCAGGGGCUCCCAAAGAUGCGGAGGUGCCUACCCAAGAACCUGCCGGCAUCGAUGGGGCAACCGCUUCGAAUGAGUGCAGUCGCUCGGACGGCGAAGGCAAAGUAGUGGAUGGAGAGAGUGGUCGUGAUGGGAGCGAAGGCACCGAAGCACCCGAUGAAGAAACAGAGUCUACGGAAGGGAAGGCCACCGAUGAGACAGCCGCUGUCGGCACGGAGAAGGCGGGAAACUGGGAGAGUGAUAAUGACGAUGCAGAAGACACACCAACACCUGAAGUGCAGGGGUCUGGGUCUCCAAACGCAACUAAAAGUUCGUCGGAGAGUAGAGACGGCGCUAACGACGAUCGAGUCGAGGAAGAAAACGAAGUGACCGAUGAAGGCGGUGAGGUCGGUAAGUCGACAAGCGCGCAGGAGCACGAUGAGGAAUUAAAAGAAGGGCGACCGAACUCAGCAUCUUCGCGGCAGCUUGACAUUGGUUCAUCCGGACCCAACAUUCCUUCGGGCGGCGGGGACGACGUCGACAACGAUGCAGUCGCUUCCGAAGAAAACGCGGAGGUGGCAGCCUCUUCGGACAAGUGUGGUCGCUCAGGAUGUGAAGACAACCGGGGUCUUGGCGGGCCGGUUUCACCAGGAGCACAUGGCACGGAGUCCGCUACAAGAAGCAAUGACAACCUGACAGCCUGUGUCGCACCGACUUCUCCACCGCCGACGAAUGUCGAAGGGAACACAGACACUCAGCAGCCCGACAGAUCCGAGUCCGCACACGAGGCCUUCGCUGAGCCGGCCGCUAGCAGCGCCGAAGAGGCUACACCCACGGGCAUCCAGGAACCGGGGCGUUCAAACGGGACUGGAGCUUUGUCGGAGAACGGGGACGAUAUUGAUGACGACGAGGGCGACAAGGGCGAUGAGGGCCGAGAUUCUGAUGCUGUGGAAGCCAAAUCCACUGUGCUAUCCGAGUCGAGGGAGGGACAAAUCGAGGGUACAGGAAAUCACAUUUUUGAUGGAUUGCCAAGCCAUGGAUUGCAGGAAGUGGCUGAAGAGAGACGUGGUGGUGGGGACGAAGGAACGGAACCACUCGAUACUGAAGCCGAGUUUGCCAUUACCAAGCCUGAAGAUGCGGGAAAUCGGGAUGGGAGUGAUGACGAAGGAAGCGCAGGAGACGCAAACCUCAGCAUUGAACCUGGCGAUUCCAACGAACACGAGAUGGCUGACCCUGCUACACAAACAGGCGUCAUCAUUGAGCAAACUGCCGAAGGUUCCAUGGCCGCUGUUGAUGUGCAAGACAUACAUACAGGUUUGGGAAGUGAUAGUGGUAGCACCGCCUCGUCUUGUGCCCCCUCGCCGGCUGCUCCUCACAGCGGCAAACCGCAGGCCGAAUCUCAUGGUAAUGGCAUCAUCUACCAGGGGAAAGAUUGGGGUGUUGACGCCCACGUAGGGUCGAUUGAGUGUGCCGCUACAAGUAAAGUGCGAGCUGAGGACACCGGCACGAUUCCGGCUGGUGCUCAUCCGACACCACCACCAAAUCCACAUUCUCCCACGCGUGUUCGUCGACCACGUAGCCGUAGCCGUGCCUGCCAAACGGCCUGGCACGAGACGGUAAGUACACAGACUAGGUGGAAUAUAGGCGCGCAGGCGUAG
Molecule: messenger RNA, 6399 nt
Organism: Ectocarpus siliculosus
Lineage: Eukaryota; Phaeophyceae; Ectocarpales; Ectocarpaceae
Source: the annotation of a GenBank genome assembly